ACAGGGUAACAGAAACCGGGGCAGCUUUGUGCUUGUCUUUCAGCAUACAGAUUUAAUUAUCGAUCCAACAUUCAGGUAUCAGAAGAUACUAAUAUCUGUCCUUUAAAUCACAAUGGAAUGAACAUAUGACAAACGUGCCAAAAAGGCCCCCAAAACACAGGAUCUCAGACGACCUUUGUCUACACUCAGAAUCCAUAUGAUGUUGCAGACUCCACAUAAUUAGAAAAUGCCUAGCACCCCAAAUUACCUGUGGGAGUUGGAUGAUAUUUUAGGACAAGGUGCCACAGCAUGUGUAUACAAGGCACGGAAUAAGAAAUCGGGGGAAGUGGUGGCGGUAAAGGUGUUUAAUAACCUGAGUUAUCACAGGCCGCCAGAGGUCCAGAUGAGAGAGUUUGAGAUGCUGAGAAAGCUCAACCACACAAACAUCGUCAAGCUUUUCGCUGUAGAGCAAACUGGCAAUUCCCGGCAGAAGGUCCUAGUUAUGGAGUACUGCGCUAGUGGGAGUCUGCUGUCUGUCUUGGAGGAGCCAGAGAAUGCUUUUGGACUGUCGGAGUCAGAGUUUCACAUUGUGGUGGAGUGUGUCGUUGCAGGAAUGAACCACCUUCGUCAAAAUGGGGUAGUACACAGGGACAUCAAACCCGGGAACAUCAUGCGUGUGAUUGGGGAAGAUGGACGAAGCAUUUACAAACUGUCAGAUUUUGGUGCUGCCCGUGAGCUGGAUGAUGAUGAGAAGUUCGUAUCCAUUUAUGGGACUGAGGAGUAUUUGCAUCCUGAUAUGUAUGAGAGAGCAGUGUUAAGGAAACCACAACAGAAGGUGUAUGGGGUUACAGUUGACCUGUGGAGCAUUGGAGUAACCUUUUACCACGCAGCAUGUGGUAGGCUUCCAUUCAUCCCAUAUGGAGGAUCGCGGCGGAAUAAGGAGACCAUGUACAAAAUAACUACUGAGAAGCCAACGGGUGCAAUUGCAGGGGUACAGAAGAAAGAAAAUGGCCCUAUCGAGUGGACUUAUGACCUGCCUAUUAAUUGCCAGCUGUCUGUGGGGAUGAAGACCCAAUUAGAAGCCAUCCUUCCCAAUAUCCUUGAAGCUGACCAAGAGAAGUGCUGGGGCUUUGAUAGUUUUUUUGCAGAGACAAAUAAAAUUCUUGAGCGCAUAAACUUCCACGUCUUUUCCCUGCCACAAGCCACCAUGCAUAGAAUCUAUUUGCACCCUUACAGCACAAUGGCUAAUUUCAUGGAAGUGGUAGCCACGUACACAUUCAUGGCUCCAGAAAGACAGACUUAUUUUUAUGAAGGCCACCAUUACUUGAUUAAUCCAGCCUUGGAGGUCCGGGCCUUGCCCAAGACUACAGAGCAGUAUCCUCUUAUACUCAUUGGCAAUGAGUUGCAAACUCUCAAUGGAGUCUCCUUCAAAGACCCUUCUAGUGAUUAUCCCAGAUUCCUGCCUUCUGUAAAUGUAAUUGGUGACUACACAACUGCAAAGAAUGUCCUUAGUGCGGUUUAUCAGACAUUACGAGUGACACGAUUGCUUUUGAGAUGUCAAGAGUUUAUUCUCCGAGGGACAUACUGGCUCAUUGAGAGCAUAAAAGAACAAUGCCGGCGCAUCCUAGAUAAGAAUUCCUCAGUGGUAUCCAUCUUGAAGUGCCUGGUCAAUAUUAACAACAAGACUACACGACUGUGCAAUGUUAUUUACAAAGGAAAUUCUGAAGUUCUGGACAUGGAGGGGCAAGGAGAAAGUCUAUGGAAGAAGCAGUCUAUCCGCGAUAUCAUGUCCACUUGCUCACACAAUGCAGACAAGGAGAGAGUUCUGGGACUUUUGCUGCUAGAGGUAACGAAGGAACAAGAUCAGAUUCGGCAGGAUACAAGUAUCAAUAGAAUGGAACAUUGUCUGCAAAAAAUGCAGCAGAUAUUCAAGCAGUUCAAUAAAAGGAGGCAGCAGCCACAACUUACAUACAAUGAGGAACAAAUUCACAAACUGGAUAAAUUAAAUCUAGGCACCUUGGCCAAAAAGGUUCUCUUAAUUUUCCAAGAGGAGGUUGUGUUGAUAUAUCAGACAGCUCUGUCACAACAUGCCAUCAGGAUAAGAACGAUCUUUGAGAUUCAGAACCACUUCAGCCUAGUGAAUGGAUACACGGCAGACGGAAUCCGAGAUUUGCAGUGCUAUGAGGAAACUGUCAGCAAUACGUUGGAGAAAUUAUCUCAACAUUUUCAGCAAGUAGGUGUGGUGCACUCAAACCAUAGUCCCGUGAAUUCAUGCACCCAUGAAGUCAAAGAUGAUCUAGUGCUUAGGAUGUUGCAGCUCAGAGAUCAAAUGAAAACUGUGACUUAUGAAAUGGAGCAUAACAAUAGCAUUAUUGAUAGAUUGGGUGUUCCCUCCUCGUCUCAAGGCACCUGAACUUUGGACAGUAUUCUAAACCGUUUUAGAAACAUCGUGAAUGUGUAGAAGUUUGAUAAACUUUUUUUUACUUUUUUUUUCAUCAGAAAUAAUACAGUAAUAAGUAUGAAUUGUCCUGAUAUCUGAUUCCUCCCUCCUCUGCCCCCCCCUGUCUGAUGUCAAAAGACAAAGUCUCUUUUCUUAAUAAAAACAAAAAAAACUUUCCAAGGAUUUAAAAGAAAAAAUGAAAGCAGUAAAAGGAAAUGAGUAAAUGAUUAAAAAGCAAACAUUAUUUCCAGGGAGAUUACUUUACUUUACAAAGCACAGUUGAUUCAGUCUAAGUGUAAACAGAAACUGACAGUAUUAUGUCAGACAGUUGUCCAGACUUGCCUAUGUUGGCUUCUUAAUCGCAAGCAAGGUGUAGCAACAUUCUGGCAAAAAAAAUAAUACAAUUCUAAAUAUAUAAAAAAAAAAAAAAUUGUUGUAUUUUUCUUCAAUUGCUUGUAAAGUGAUUGGAUAAAUAAGCCUGAUUAAUGAUGACAAUAUAUGCAUUAUCUAACACAGAAAUAGGUCUUGAUUUGUUUGUGCACCAUAUAAAUCCAUAGAAAUAGAUAGGAUAUCUUCGCUAUCAGGUAGGAAGAGAAAUAGGUAGGUAGAUAUGUAACUGUUAUAAUAAUUGCCUUUUACAAAGCCAGACGUGAUUUCUGAAUCUUUUGUGAAUCAGGGUAGGUUUAAGAUGUAUUCGAGUAUUUGUCUUUUACAAAUCAAUCUAAAAGAACAUUUGUUCUAAAAUAAAUCACAAAAUGAAAACUUUUAUACAAUAAAGAUCUGCUAAGAAGGCAAAAUGGGAAAGGAGGGGGCAACAUAUGGAUGGAAAACUGUACAAUAAAUUAUUAUUUAUCUGUCAACACUGUGAUCAAAUAUACCUGUAUAAAAAUAAUUGUGCAAAGUAGACCAGAAAUAAUCACUAAAAUACAAAACGCAUAGAAAAAG
Molecule: messenger RNA, 3364 nt
Organism: Pelobates fuscus (common spadefoot toad)
Lineage: Eukaryota; Metazoa; Chordata; Amphibia; Anura; Pelobatidae
Gene: IKBKE
Product: inhibitor of nuclear factor kappa B kinase subunit epsilon
Exons: 22
Coding region: 227-2392 (721 amino acids)
Biological process (GO): peptidyl-serine phosphorylation
Cellular component (GO): cytoplasm
Molecular function (GO): ATP binding; protein serine/threonine kinase activity
Source: RefSeq, a predicted model, not a curated record